AUGGAGAAGGAGCGGACACCAGAGUUUGUAAUUCAGUGGACUAAGUUCACAACUGGGAUUCUAUUCACAUGGCCGCCGAGUUUAAAUACAACACGACAAAUAAAGAUUACUCUGAAAAUUUGUUGGUGGAUUUCCUUGAUUGUCGCUGUAACGAACGCCAUUCCAAUGCUCACUACGGCGUACAAAUACCGGACUAAUUUCAUGAAAUUCACUGAAAGUUUAUAUGCAGCAUUGUGUUUUAUCCAAGUUGUGUCGGCGAUGAUCAUUGCGAAAUUUCAUAAUCAUCGGUUUCAGUGUUUAAUUGAAGAGGUAAAGACAUUCGUGAAUAAUGCAAACCCUCAUGAACGAGAAGUACUAAUGAAUUACGUGAAGCGAGUCACUCCUUCUUACUUUCGAUACAAUAUGUUGGGUGUCGGUACAAUUUUGGCUUAUGUGAUUGGUCUUUUUAUUUUGGAUCACCCAUUACCAAAUAUAGUUGAGUUUCCAUUCUCUGUAUACGAUCAUCCUGUUUAUUAUAUGGUUCUCAUAAUGGAAAUACUAGGAGGUGGCCAAUGCGCCUGUACAGGCGCUUUCAUUUGUCAAUUAUGUCUGCUUAUUUGGUAUGGAACAAUUCAACUGACAUUUCUCGCUGAAAAAGUUGAGGACGUCACCUGUUUGCAAGAACUCGCAGAGUGCAUCUCCAUACAUCAACACAUAUUGUGGUAUAUUAAGGAAACCAUGAUAAUCGUGCGACACAUGGUAGCUUGCAUAAUCGUACUAACUACGCUAUCCAUUGCAUGUGGAGGAAUUCAUAUAGUCAGGAAUGAAACACUCUUUAGUAAAGUGCAAACAAUUUCGAUUCUAAUUGCAUAUGCCUUAGAGCUCCUUUGUAUUGCGUGGGCCGCCGAGAACUUGACCACUAUAAGCGCACGUAUUGGUUUUGCGCUAUACAACUCUUUGUUGAUGCCAAAUUCAAAGGCGUGGAGCAAAGAUGCGAUUUUCAUGAUGCAGAGGUGUCUAAAUCCGCCAAAAAUAAAGAUCGCUGGGUUGAUGUCCAAUUUAUCCAUGGAGUAUUAUGCGAAGUAUAUGUCAGCAGUAUACUCAUUCUUCACUACGCUGCGUAUCUUACUUAAAAAAUUUGAGGACAACUGA
Molecule: messenger RNA, 1131 nt
Organism: Diachasma alloeum
Lineage: Eukaryota; Metazoa; Arthropoda; Insecta; Hymenoptera; Braconidae
Gene: Or52
Exons: 6
Coding region: 1-1131 (376 amino acids)
Biological process (GO): detection of chemical stimulus involved in sensory perception of smell; sensory perception of smell
Cellular component (GO): plasma membrane
Molecular function (GO): olfactory receptor activity; odorant binding
Source: RefSeq, a predicted model, not a curated record